Messenger RNA from Frankliniella occidentalis (western flower thrips), 1571 nucleotides. RefSeq names its product cyclin-C (gene CycC). Gene Ontology annotation, molecular function: cyclin-dependent protein serine/threonine kinase regulator activity. The transcript has 5 exons. The coding region runs from base 131 to 931 and encodes 266 amino acids. NCBI's taxonomy places the organism in Eukaryota, Metazoa, Arthropoda, Insecta, Thysanoptera, Thripidae. The record is from RefSeq and is a predicted model, not a curated record. Gene Ontology annotation, biological process: positive regulation of transcription by RNA polymerase II. Gene Ontology annotation, cellular component: mediator complex; nucleus.
GAAAAAUCGUGCGCUGCUCACUGAAGGGCUUUGGUGGUUUCCCAUAAAAGUUAUUAAUUGUUGUCAAUAAAGCGAUCGGCUUACGCUGAAAUUGGUUCUUUUCGUUCUAGUGAUCUAAAUCCACCAAAAAAUGGCGGGGAAUUUUUGGCAGAGCUCUCACUACCAGCAGUGGCUUCUUGACAAACAAGAUUUGGUGCGAGAAAGGCAGCUUGAUCUUCAAGUUCUUUCAGAAGAAGAAUAUCAAAAACUUUUUAUCUUCUUUUCCAACUUCAUCCAAAUAUUGGGUGAGCACUUGAAGCUUCGACAACAAGUUAUUGCAACUGCUACUGUCUACUUCAAACGAUUUUAUGCUCGUAACUCCCUGAAAUAUAUUGACCCACUUCUCCUUGCCCCAACAUGUGUUGGCUUAGCAUCGAAAGUUGAAGAGUUUGGUGUCAUUUCUAAUAGCCGUUUGAUCACAACUUGUUCAACUGUUGUGAAAAACAAAUUUAGCUACGCCUACACAACAGAUUUCCCAUACCGCACCAACAAUAUUUUGGAGUGCGAGUUUUACCUUCUGGAAAAUCUGGAUUGUUGCCUUAUUGUCUACCAACCUUACCGUCCAUUAAUUCAGUUGAUUCAAGACAUUGGCAAUGAUGAACAACUUUUCAGUCUGGCAUGGCGUGUUGUAAAUGAUUCGUUGCGCACGGAUGUUUGUCUACUAUAUCCACCGUAUCAAAUUGCUAUUGCUUGUUUGGAAAUAGCUUGUGUCAUACUUGGCAAAGACCACAAAAACUGGUUUGCAGAACUGAGUGUAGAUAUAGAAAAAAUUCAAGAAAUAACUAGGUAUAUUAUUAGUUUAUUUGAAUUAUGGAAAACAUAUGAGGAGAAGAAAGAUAUCCAGGCUCUACUUGCAAAAAUGCCGAAACCAAAACAGUCUCCUAGCAGAUAAACUAAUCUAUUGCCUCACAAGUUCUAUUGAAAAUGAAUCAAUUCCCAUUUUACAAAAUCAAUUUUACCUUUGAUAGUCCAUUUUGACUCACAUGAUCUCUUAAUUUGGUCCUCUCUGAAUGUCCUUUAAAUUCUGGAGCUUUAUUAUUUUCUCUUUAGAAAUGUGUUUCUCCAUAAUUUCUAUCUCUAGCAGACAAAUCAAACUAACUGACCAAAUAUUGUACUGAUUUGUUCUUCUCACUAGAUUAUCAGCCCCAAGUAAUUUUGUUAUCAAUUUUUUGUCAUUUCCUUGUGAAUAGUUCCAAUACUUUUGUGGUUUUAUAAUUCUGAGGAUAGGAUCUAAACAAUGUGAUAGUGUUAGCCCUUUCUCAAGGUUUGCCAACACAAAUUCUUGUGCUCUAUAAAUUAUUUACACCAAUCAACUACAAGAUAUCUAAACUUAAUUCUACCAAACUGUAAUGGUGAUGGGCACUUAAUUAAUCAUGUUUGGUUGUAUUUUUUUUUUUUAAUGAGACGAUGAGCUAGCCUUAAAUCAUAGGCUUAAUUUUUAAAAGGUAUGUAUAGUUGUGUUUUGUAAUUCUCAAGGAACAGUGCCAGCCAUUGAAGUAAGAAAAAUAAAAUGACAAACUGUAUGUGCUAAA